Molecule: messenger RNA, 4148 nt
Organism: Hymenoscyphus albidus
Lineage: Eukaryota; Fungi; Ascomycota; Leotiomycetes; Helotiales; Helotiaceae
Source: the annotation of a GenBank genome assembly
ACAACAAUAUGCCUCCCGAGUCACCUCUCUCCCGUCACUCUUAUUAUGGCCCUCAGUCGACGGGAUGAGAUUCUCGCAGGUAUCGCUACAUUUAUUGCUUGGGGAUAUGCUGUUAAUUGGAUGCCAGUGUUGCGCUGGGCGGGCUACGCUUUCGUCUUAGGUCUCAUCCUGCCCAUCGUGGGUUUGCUCGGAUUACUCGUCACCACCUCCCGAGGAAGCAAAUAUGGCGAACGGAACAGCCAAAUCCGCCCCAGGGGACCGAAGUUCCUUGUGGCGACAGAAUGGGAUAAGGAAGUUGCGGCAUUGCGAAGUCGGCAGGCAUACCACUGGAAACCACUGUACCCCGAGUCCUUCAUGAUUUCCAAUGCGCUGGACCAACUCCUGGAGUUUAUAUUGAGGGACUUCGUCAAUACGUGGUACUCGAGUAUCAGCAAGAACCCGGUGUUCAUCAACGAAGUGGACAAAACGAUCAGACUUGCGCUCAUGAACCUGCUGGAUGCUAUCGUCGAGCUGGAUAUUACGGAGAUUGUGACAACUCGUUUUGUGCCAAUCCUCACAGCCCAUUUCAAAGAUUUCUACGAGGCGGAGAGGGCGGUGCGGGGGAAGCACUUGAACCGACAGGUUACCGAGUCGGAAGAGCUAGAUUUGGCAAUUGCUGGGAAAUACAAGGAGGGGAAACUACACCCGGCGGCUUCUUUGGCGUAUUCAGAUGCGAAGUUGGCACAGCAAGGAUAUUUGAGGGGUCUCACUAAGGAUUUACUACCAAAAUUGCUGCCGGAAAGGGUUAUCGCUAGUCGUGCUGUGGGUGUCCUAAUCCAAGAACUAGUUUCUUGCGCUGUACUCUCUCCCGUGAUGCAGCUUUUGGCUGAGCCUGAUACGUGGAACCAGGUUAUGGAGGCCUACGUAUGUCUCUUCCCUCUGUAUACUAAAUUGAGUAUACUAAUGUCAAGACUCUAGGGGCGUACAAUGCUUCAGGACAGAUCAACAGUUAAAAAGCUACGCGCGGCUUUAGAUGAGCAUGCGUCUCCAGCUCCACGGCCACAACGGACUGCACCAUUUCCCCGUAUUUCACCAGGAGAUCAUGAACGCAGGUUUGAGAAAUUUGUACGUGCUAUUCGAAAGGUCAACAACCUCUCAGAUGCUCGUCGCUUUCGAAGCGAGGUUUCUAGUCAGCUGAAAAGAGACGCUAUACAGGAGGGCCAGGAUCCAGUAUAUCUAAGACGGUUAGAAAUUGGCAAGCGCAUAUUGGACCAGCGAGUCAAUCAUUUGGCGGCUGGUAGCGAGAGAAACUCACAAUCAGAUAUACCCCGGAGAGGCUCGCAAGUCUCUAAACUUGAGCACGCUUCCUUAGUUAAUUUGUUGCGUGACCCUUCUGCUCUGUCCUAUUUUAUCGAAUAUAUGGACAGGCAAAAUCUGAUGCACAUGGUUCAGUUUUGGAUGGUGGUUGACGAGCUUCGAAACCCAUUAGAGGAUGAGUCUGUUGAAGAAGACGAGAUACCCGCAACUAUUGCUCCCUGGACGGACGCGGCUAGAACAGAUCUUGCAAUGAUCAAUGAAGCAUAUUUGUCGAAGCCAGAACUCAAAGUCUCGGAAGCAUCAAAACAAUUAGUCCGAGAUUUUCUCAGGGCAGGUAAACAGGCAACUCCAAAACAAUAUUUUCUCGCCCGAAGAGCUGUAUUACGAGCCCAGACUGCGGCGUUAGAGUCAAUGCAAGAAAAGCACCUUGCCAACUUCAGAAAGUCGGACCUUUUCUACAAGUGCCUGACCUCCCAAGAAGCAUCGAAUUUGCAACUGUCACAGCCGUCACCACUUGGACCAUCAAGAAUAGACACCGCCCAAAAGCCCAAUCUCCCUGUUCGAGCAGCUUCAGCCCAAGUAAUUUCAGGGAAGCCGGCACCACUUUCGAGAAUUUCCGCAAAGCUAGUUCCAAAAAGACAGGAUCUCCUCCGUACAGCUGUUUCAACUAACGAUCUAGGAUCUGAAGCUCCUCGUACGCCAGACAAUUCAUUUGAGUCCAGGCGAUCAUUUGACGAUGAUCAUCCGUCUCCAUUGUUUGACGACGAAGAGUUUGAAAACGAUGGCAUGGGCAAUUCUAUACAUAGCAUAGAUCAAGCACCACACAGUAGAGCGCCAGACAACAAUGUUGUGGAAGCCAUGGAAGCAGCUCUGAACAAUAUCAUGGAAGCCAAGCCUGAUGUGGAGGAUCUCCGAAAGUCAUUGUUCGGUGAAGAUCUUGAAUCCUCGACUCAUAGCAUUACCUCACCGAACGGCAACAACUCCACACGAAGUUCUAUUGACCACAAGCGAGCUGAUUUAUUCGGCUUUGGCGACAAAACGGAGAAGCCAAGUAUUGCAUCACUUGGCCUUGUCAACACUUCGUCCAGAAUUGGAGUUUUUACUGAUGAUGAUCUCUUCGGCGAUGAACAAAAGUUCUUGUCAGAUGAGCACGAUGAUCCAGAGGAAGACAUAAAUAAGGAGGAGGAGGAAGUCCAUGAAGCAGCUCCUGGGGAUCUUGGCCUUAUGGAAGCUAUCACUGCCCUCACGACCGAUAUCGAUAGACUUGAGGCUCAGGAUGCAGUUGUUGACUCACUAACGAGAAAAGCCGAGCUGACCAAUAACAAUGCAGAACUCCGAAUUCUUCGGAAGUCAAAAGCAAGCCUACAAAGGGAGAUUCGACGUAAAGAGCUCCAGCGCCAGCAAUAUGUGAUUCAAGAGAGUGAUAACAGUCUCUAUGGACGCUCAACCAUCAAAAUCAAAUCUAUUAUGGUAGGAAAAGAGCCCGACGGCCGGGAGUAUGCCGUUUAUGUCGUUGAGGUUCAGCGAAAAGCGGGCGAACAGAUGCCAGCAGCAACCUGGACUGUCACCCGUCGCUACAGUGAAUUCCACGAACUUCAUCAGCACCUGCGCAUCAAAUACCCAUCAGUACGAAAUCUUGACUUUCCAAGACGACGGAUGGUGAUGAAGCUACAAAGUGACUUUCUCCACAAACGAAGACUGGCACUGGAGAAUUAUCUUCGAGAGAUCCUUUUUCUACCAGAUGUUUGUCGCAGUCGAGAACUGCGUGCUUUCUUAUCUCAGAGUGCAAUUGCCCCAGGUACUGAAGGUCUCUAUGAUCAAACCGACAAGACGGACAUCAUGACCAGAUUUUACAAUUCUGUCACGGAUGGUAUGGAAGAUCUGCUUGGGAACCUGCCUGUAUUGGAUCAACUUUCUGUUGCCGGACAAAAUCUAUUGUCUGCUGCAACUAGCCAAUUAAUCACCAUGCCAGCAGCCAUUAGCGAAGAUCCGCUCACUGCAGCUGAAGCGGAAGCCGAACUCAAUGCUUUCGAGGACCGAGAACUUGAGCCUUUUGUCAAACCAAUUUGUGACAUCUUUCUGGAAGUUUUUGAGCUUAAUCGUGGCAAUAAUUGGUUACGAGGUCGAGCAGUUGUCGUUGUUCUCCACCAGUUAUUAGGGGGUACCAUCGAACGGAAAGUUCGCGAUAACGUCAAAGGCAUCAUCUCUGAAGAAGCAAUCAUCAAGUAUGUGAAUACACUCAAAGAUUCCAUGUGGCCUGGUGGUCAAUUCAAGAAAGAUGGGAAGCCAAGAAGCGUAUCAGAGAAGGUCAAGAGCCGGACUGAGGCAAGUUUGAUGCUUGCAACUUUGAUUCCAGAUUUGGCAGCGAGUGUUGUAGGGAGGGUUAAUGCUCAAGCUGCGAGUCGACGAAUCUUCGCGACAUUUAAUAAUCCGAGGUUGAAGUGAGUUGGUUCUUUAUAUACCCUUUUCUUGGUUUCUUGUGAUCUUGCCUUCACCAGGUGCUUGAUGGAUUAGAUAUGCUAACGAAAGUAGUGUGCAUCUUGCUUUCACAAUGCUAGAUGAGAUUGUUGAUGUAUUAUUUGGGGAUGUUCGGACAUAGGCAGGAUUGCGCAAGCAAUGCUUACAGUACUCUACGUCGGGUUUUUAGCAUAGGCGUUUUGGGGAGCAGGUGUCGAUUGCGGAGACCUAGGGGCAUGCAUUUAUAUGUGGCGUUGAAGGCUUGAACUUUUGGAGAAGAGUGGAAUUUUGCUUUGAUCAGUACAUAUCAAUGCUCCGAUUCUUGUGGUGGGCGAUGAGUUGUAUAUAUACCGGCGGUUCCUCAAAGCUUUGGACGAAUUGGAAGUAUAUUUGAG